AUGAUGACCGAUCCCAUGGUGAUGCCCCCAGUCUCCCGGCCCAGGUCCAGAUAUGACAGAGCACAGCAUGGUGAUCUCAACAGCCUCCACUAUGACAGGCAUGAUGCAGUGACUGAGACUGGGAGAUGGGCCUUCCCAUUGCCUUGGGAUGUGUUCCAGAAAAGAUUCCUGAACCUACAGGUGGAUAUCCGCAAUCGCCUGAAGGAAACACAGCCUGCCUCUUCAGCUGUCCAUAUUGAGAGGAUUGACACCAUGGAGGAGUUUGAAUUACAGGAGCAACGCCUCUCUGACGCACAGACCUUUGAUACACUAGUGCUGCAAAUUUCAAGAAUUGGUGGGCGGAACACCAAGAACUGUGCCCACAAAGUGUUGGACGGGCUCUUUACCAACAGCCUCAAGGCCAAAUUUAAUUUGAAGGGCAAGGGGGAAAUGGGGAAACGUCCUUUAGAGGGAACAAAGCUUUAUAGAGCAAUACAAGAAGGGCUCAUGAAAUUCGAUCCCACAGCCACUGAGGAGAACAUCAAAGUGAACGUGUCCGAGCACCUGAAGCCGCGCCGCAAAGACGUGGAGGAUUUACAACGCCCCGAUAAGCCAGCCGCCUCACUCCAUGCAGGAAGACGGUUCUAAAUGAUAUCGGCUUCCACCUCACCAGUGAUGUGGCGACAGAGGCGUGGACAUUUAGUCAAAAUUGUGUUUCCAUUUUUUUUGUAUUACUGGAGCUACAUGAGUCACUGGAUGGCUCAGAUAUAUAUAUACACACACACUCACUCACAAUUUUUGAAAGAGUUAAAUUAAAAGUUCAAAUCAAUUAAAAUAUUAUUCAUUCAUAAUUCUUCUUCACUGUAUGACUCACAUAUAUACACCCACUCACUUAUACAGAAUUUUGAAAGAGUUAAAUUAAAAGUUCAGUUCAAUUAAAGUCGUAUUAUUCAUUUAUAAUUCUGCCUCAACUGUAUUAUGCUUGAUAAGUCUGGUGCCCAUCCUAUUCCAUUCAGGGCCAUUUGUUUUUGAAUAAAGA
This is a messenger RNA of Gasterosteus aculeatus aculeatus (three-spined stickleback), 1018 nucleotides long. Lineage: Eukaryota; Metazoa; Chordata; Actinopteri; Perciformes; Gasterosteidae. The record is from RefSeq and is a predicted model, not a curated record.